UUGUUGACAAAUCGGGGAUUAUGAAAGUUGCUGCCUGGGUGGGAACUAAAGUAACACCCAUGUAACACGAAAUAUAAACCACAGUUAUGUGAACAUUUUCGUAACAGUGGACUUACUCUAUGUUAAAGUAUUGUCAUGUAGUUAGCUGUUAGCUCCGUGAAGUAUUUUCAGCGACACCGUGGGUCUCGUUUCUCCAAUUUAACGUUAGCUAGCUGGCUAACGCUUAUAGCUACUCCUACUGACACAUUAUACAUGAGAGGGCACUCAACUGCAGUCAGAGUAUCUGGCAGUGUCAAGCAGUAACGACAUUACCAUGACAGCAAACCAGGCAUGACAGCAGACACAGGAGGGAGGAUCGGCACGAUGGAGGCACCGGGCAGAGCCACCAACUUCAACUUUUCAUAUGAGGAGGAAGACCCGGACUCCCCUGCUCUCUCGUCCACCAUGUCCAUUGACAAACUCUUCCCGGCGCUCUUGGAGUGCUUUGGGAUAAUACUAUGUGGAUACAUCGCAGGGAGGGCAAACAUCAUCACGUCCACCCAGGCCAAAGGAUUGGGGAAUUUUGUGUCCAAGUUUGCCCUCCCAGCGCUGCUGUUCAAGAACAUGGUACUGUUGGACUUCGGUAAUGUCAUCUGGCCAUUUCUAUGGAGCAUUCUCAUCGCCAAAGUGUCUGUGUUUGUCAUUGUGUGCGUCCUCACGCUGAUAGUUGCCAGUCCUGACAGCCGCUAUAGUAAGGCUGGGCUCUUCUCAAUAUUUGCCACCCAAAGCAAUGACUUUGCUUUGGGAUAUCCCAUUGUUGAGGCCCUGUACCAGAGCACAUACCCAGAGUACCUCCAGUACAUCUACCUGGUUGCACCUGUGUCCCUGAUGCUUCUAAAUCCCAUCGGCUUUGCCUUCUGCGAGAUCCAGAAGUGGAAGAAUCAGGGAAACCACCAGCAGAGCAAACUUCUGAUCGUGGGACUUGUAGUUUUACAGGUCCUGAAGAACCCUAUAGUAUUCAUGGUUGUCAUUGGCAUCAUCGCCCACUUUGCCCUGCACCAGACAAUUCCUGCCUUCAUGGCUGAAUUUGUGGAUGGCUUGGCCAGUUCUUUUGGGGGAGCAGCUCUGUUCUACUUGGGUCUGUCCAUGGUGGGCCAGUUGGGGAAAUUAACCAGAUCCACAGUCGUGACACUGAUAUUACUCAUUACAGCAAAACUGUUGCUAAUGCCCCUGAUAUGUAAGGAUAUGGUGGAUCUGUUGGACAAUAGCAACACCAGCGCUUUGAACCACUCAAGCCUCUCCAAUUAUGCCUUUAUUUAUGGCGUGUUUCCCACUGCACCAAGUGUCGCCAUCUACGCUGUCUAUUACAACGCAGAGCUAGAAGUUGUAACUUCUGGGAUGGUGAUCAGCACUUUUCUCUCAGCUCCGAUAAUGUAUUGUUCUGCCUGGUUACUUACAAUCCCUUGGAUGGAUCCUCAGCUUUUGAUGAAUUCACUGCAGAAUGUCAGCUUUAAUAUAAGCAUAGUGAGCUUAGUUGCACUGGUGUGGACAGUCGCUGUCAUGUUUUUAACUAAGAAAUUCAAGAGGCUACCUCACAUGUUUACAGUCAACCUUUUCUUGGCACAGUUUCUAACUAGUAUUGGGAUGAUCCUGUGGAACUUUGUGGUGAAAGAAGAAAACUUAAUCGGGCAGGUCCUGAUUUUCACAUUAUUGUGUACCUCACUCUACAGCACUUAUGUGUGGCCAGGUUUGAUAGCACUCUCUCUUGUGCUCAUGAAAAGGUUUGAGGAUCUGAAAGUUUCACCAGGCAUGUUUGUCAUUGCAGGCUGGGGGGUUCCAGCCUUAGUAACUGCUGUGUUGCUCAUUUCUGGGGAGAAAAUGUCUGACACGAUUGACUCAUCAUUCUUUUAUGGCAAAGCACAGAUAAUCUGCACCACAGUUGUAGUUGCCAUCAGCAUACUGCUGGGAGGGGGCUCUCUUGUGUGUCUCAGUAGAGGAAGCUGGGCCCAAAAUGACCAAAUCCAAGAGGGAAAUUCUGCAGAGGAUCUUGUGACUGAAGUUGAACCAGAGAACCAGACUCCGUUUGAGCCAGUCACCCCAUCAGGAGAUCUCAACAGAGCGUGCCUCAUAUGUGACUGUGCACCACCCCAGCCCAUGCCUGACAUGAUCAUCAGCACAAAUAUGAACAACACACCAACCACACUCACAGGUCAGUGUGAGAAUAGGUGUGAGUCCACAGCCUGCCUGCUUGUCGAAGUGGAGGAGCUCCAACAGGUUGCAGAUAGACAAGUGGCCCGUCAUAUGCUUUUAUGUCUGCUUCUGACUGUCAGCUUGCUUGCUAACUUGUCCAGCUGCUUGUGGUUGCUCUUUAACCGUGUUCCUGGUAGACUCUACUUGGAGCUGCAGUUCUUCUGUGCCGUGGCCAACUAUGGACAGGGUUUUCUCUCCUUUGCUCUGUUUGGGCUGGACAAGCAUUUGAUUAUACUGCCGUUUAAGAAGAGGUUAUACAGUCUGUGGUAUCGAAAGAAGCAAGAAGAUCAGCCGCAGACUGAGGAUUUACCCGAGGAUAUCAGGAUGACUUGCACCCAGUUCACCAAAUACCACAAGGACCAGUGUUUUCAUGACAUUGUCAAAAAGAGAAGGUGUGGGAAGAGGACUAUGGUGGACUGUUUUCUUGGAUGGGAACUUGUGGAGUGGCUCCAGCAGGUGGGCUUGGCUCAGGAUGUUGGUGAGGCAGUACUCUACGGUACGCGGCUACAGCAGGGUGGUGUGCUUCAGCACAUCAAGCAGGAAUAUGGCUUCCAAGACAGCCGCCUUUAUUACCGAUUCAUGACAUAAGACACGUGGGUCAAAGUCAACAUUUCUUUUUAAACAAAGGUAAAUGGCAUUUUAAAUGCCAAAUACAUCUUGAGGUUGGGAAGCAGGUAGAACAAUACUGACCUUUUAAAGAGUACCUGCACCCAGACUGAAAGUUGUGUUUGCCGUGCUCUGUCCACACCCUGUACAGUACAGCACAAUGCAGUAUUGUGCAGUGCAACAUCAAAGUCAGGUAUUGGAACAGACCACACCUGACUGUGAUGUUGGGUGCAUUCAGAAGUGCAACAGACUUGAAAUUUUCAAACUAAACAGGCCAGGACAUAAUGCAUUGUGUGGAGCUGGUCUUAAAGGGAAUUAGCAGAAUAUAGAUAGACCUUUGUCUUAUUUAUGCAGUUAUACAUUUAACAUUUCCCUCGCCAGGUUAAUUGCUGAGAUCUGGAGUUGCAGCAACAUUGCUACAACAGUCAAUUAGGACAGGAGCAUGAGCUGUCAGAUGAUUACAUGUACAGUAAAUCCUGUUUAGCCAUAUUGUCAAAACCAUUUAUUUUGAGGUAAAACCGAAAGUGGGAGAACCUGAAAUGGCAGCACAACUACCGCUUAGUACUGUAGAUUAGAGUUUAAUCAGGAAAUCAGUCUUUAAAUUCUGAUGGAUGUCAACAACAGACAGAUUGGGUUAUAAUUUAUUUAUAGUUUUAUUUACGUGUCAGAUAGUCUGUCUGUCUGUGUUCCUUGCCCUGUUUGACUCUGUUGUAGUGAUGUCGAUGCAUCCUUUAAUCUGCAUUGAAGCUGGUGAGUGAAAUAUUGACGUAACUGAUGAGACGAAUGGCCAAAGCUACAAAAAUAAGACCUAAGAUGUUUUCGUUUAACAUGCAUUUUCAAGAAUAACAUUACUAAUGGGUAUUACUAAUCUUACAGGGUGAAACAAGACUUUGCUGCUUUUUAAAUGCAUUUUUAUGCUGUCAGUAGAUGCACUUGGACUUUCAGUUGUUUUAUUUUAUGUUGUGUCAUUGUGUGAGCGAUAAUGCACGAAGAGCUUCUUCAUAAAACAAAUUAUAGGUGCAGGCAAAAAACCCCACUCUUCUGCUGAAUGUAUUUCCUUUACUGGGACACUUCAGAGUGUAUUAUCACUUGUCCACUAAAGCCACUUGCCAAAGGAAAAAAAGGGAAGAUGUGGUUAAAUCUUCAUCCAUUUUUUUAGAGUUUGCUUGUAGUCAGUUUAACUUAUGAUCAAGUUAGUUUCACCAGUUAGUUAACUGGUAAUGUAGCAUGAAGCACGAGUAUUGUAGCUUUGAUAACCUGCUGUUUAACAUGACUUGGCAUUGAUGCAGAACAGUGGUUACACUGUUUACAAGGGCUGUGUUAGUGGUAUCCCAACACACCAUUUCAACAACCUGCCAGUUUGAAGAAAUAAAAAGCAUUUUCCAUGUUUCCAUGGCAAUGCUAAACGUGUUUAUUAUUACUUUUUUAAAGUAACUAAAGCAAACUGCCACUUGAAAAUGUAAAAAAGCCAUAAUGUGGUAGCAUGACCCGGGGACUGGACGCCUGAAGAAAUUAGUUUCAGAACUCAGGGAGUGUUAAUGCAUGUGCUUACUUGAAGGUGUUCAUCUGAAAAACAUAAUAUCCUCCUCCACAAAGACUUUAUGAAGUUGAAAAAGUAUGAGCUGCUGUAAUUAAUUUUCUCUCAGGUAUAAUAAUAAUAAUAAUAAUAUAAGUAGAAAACUAACUCUCUGGCUUUUUUAAGUGUAAUUGUUUGUGUUUAUUAUUAACUCAAUCAUUUUGACAAAACUGUUGUAAAAUUGUCUUUUUAUUCUGUUAAAAGCUGCAUAUUUAUGAUAUGGAUUUGUUUUAAAAGAUGUUAUUACUAAACCCUCAAAACAUGUAUCACAUAAUGAAUUUGUUCUGUCUUGUAUUUCUGGUCAGUGAUAUCGUACAUAAAAGUCAACAUUUUAGUCCAUAUUGUA
Siniperca chuatsi (mandarin fish) is the source of this 4757-nucleotide messenger RNA. It is a transcript of the gene gpr155a, whose product is annotated as G protein-coupled receptor 155a. Gene Ontology annotation, molecular function: G protein-coupled receptor activity. The record is from RefSeq and is a predicted model, not a curated record. Gene Ontology annotation, cellular component: membrane. The transcript is spliced from 16 exons. Lineage: Eukaryota; Metazoa; Chordata; Actinopteri; Centrarchiformes; Sinipercidae. Gene Ontology annotation, biological process: intracellular signal transduction; G protein-coupled receptor signaling pathway; transmembrane transport. Bases 331 to 2817 code for a protein of 828 amino acids.